AGUGCGGCCCUGCAAUCAAGCACUUUAGACGUGUUAGACUAACUAAUUCAACUGAUUAGAUUUCCCGCAAUACAAAAUAAGCAGCGCACCGUACGUCGAUGACGUUGCCCACAUGCAAAUCGAUAUGUUAAUUUCGAUAGGUUCAAUCGGUCGGUCGGCGGCUUGCUUAUCCGCCGAUGACACGAAACUUAAAUUGAACUUCGAGCGCCAACUAAAGCAACAAUGUAGCAACGGCACAGAAAACUAUUUGAACCUAGCAACGCAGUGACCUUUGUUUGUUUACAAUUUGAAUUAGUUGAAUCCAGACUUACACAUAGACAUCAUUAAUAUUUAUACUAUUUAAGCAAUUAUGGUGCGCAUUACAGAGGAGCUGGUUCGCAAAAAGUCGGAGCAUAAUGAGCGACUAAUUAGCACGCUGGAGGAGCUAUCGCUGCAUCAAGAGGACAUCGAACGCAUCGAACACAUUCAGAACUGGUGUCGCGACCUCAAGAUAUUGCUGUUGCAGUCCAAUCUCAUAGCCCGGCUGGAAAAUCUGUUCAAGCUAAAGCGUCUGGAGUAUCUCAAUGUGGCGGUUAACAAUAUUGAGCGUAUUGAGAACUUGGAGAGUCUCGAGUCGCUCAACAAGCUCGAUCUGACGCUCAACUUCAUUGGCGAGCUAACCAGCAUUGAAUCGCUUAUUGGCAAUUAUAAUUUACGCGAACUGAUUCUGAUUGGGAAUCCGUGUGUCGAAUACCCACAUUAUCGUGACUAUGUGGUGGGCACCCUGCCGCAGCUGCACAGCUUCGACUGUAAGGAGAUAUUGCCCACAGAGCGGCUGCAAGCGCAACGUCUCGUCCAACAGCAUCGGGCUGUUAUCGUCCAGUGCCAAGCGGCACAGGCCAUCGAGCGGGAUGAGCAAAGGAUACGCGUGGCCGAGCAGCAGCAGCAACUGGCCAAACAGUGCGCCGACAUGGAGGACGAGGAGGAGCGUCGACGCACCUUCUGGAAUUCCAAGAGCGAGCACUGCCCAGAGAUACGCACAGAGAUAGCGCGUCAGCACAGGCUUGGCCGCGAAAAGCACGAACCCACACCAAAUCCAUUGACAACCAAUCUUAAGCGAAAGCCGAAUCUGUUUGCGCCCUGCGGACGACCCUACAACAUCAACCAGGGCAAGUUGCCGUUUAAUUUCCAGGAUGAAGCCGAUCACUAUAGUCUGCUAUUGGAAGUCUACAAGCAUCUGGACACAUCCCUGAUCGAUGUUGACGUCGAGACAAACUAUGUGCGCGUCACGGUCAAGGGGAAGAUCUUUCAAAUCGCCUACAAUGAGGAGGUCAAGCCGGAUGAGUCGAUUGUGCAGCGCUCCCAAAUCACUGGCCAUUUGCAAAUAACACUCAAGAAGCUGAAGGCCAACGAGCUGCUUGUCGUCAAAUCCGUGCGCACGCCGAAGAAAGGUGUUCCUGCUCCUGGUGCUGCUGUUGCUACUGCAAAAGAACCCAGCGGCACAGUCGAUAUUGGCAAUAUAUGUCCUCCGCCCGAUUUGCCCGACUUGAUCUAAGUGCAGGCGAGCACACAAGGAUUUAUUAGUUUUUUAUUUAAAAAUUGUUUAUUUAAAUAUUUUGUUUUUUUUUUUUUUUUUGUUUUUUUGGGAUUUUUUGUUUCGUUGCUGCGCCUCUCAUAUUCCUGCUGCCUUCUAGUAUUCAUAACUCCGCGCUGACCCAGCAUAGUACCAUAUGUCUAUAUACAUAUAUAUACACAAAUGUAUAUAUAUAUAUAUAUAUAUAUAUAUAUGUAAUUGCUUAUAUUGUAUAUGUAGUUACAAUUCAUGAUGUACGUUCGUGUGUGUAUGUGUGUGUCUGUGUAUGGGGUGGAUAUAAAAAAUGAUGCAAACGCAUAGUAAAAAUUGAAAUUA
Messenger RNA from Drosophila navojoa, 1888 nucleotides. It is a transcript of the gene tilB, whose product is annotated as touch insensitive larva B. The record is from RefSeq and is a predicted model, not a curated record. Gene Ontology annotation, biological process: outer dynein arm assembly. Gene Ontology annotation, cellular component: cytoplasm. NCBI's taxonomy places the organism in Eukaryota, Metazoa, Arthropoda, Insecta, Diptera, Drosophilidae. Gene Ontology annotation, molecular function: protein binding.